Messenger RNA from Aplosporella prunicola CBS 121167, 1599 nucleotides. RefSeq lists its product as uncharacterized. Gene Ontology annotation, molecular function: iron ion binding; heme binding; oxidoreductase activity, acting on paired donors, with incorporation or reduction of molecular oxygen, reduced flavin or flavoprotein as one donor, and incorporation of one atom of oxygen. Bases 1 to 1599 code for a protein of 532 amino acids. NCBI's taxonomy places the organism in Eukaryota, Fungi, Ascomycota, Dothideomycetes, Botryosphaeriales, Aplosporellaceae. The record is from RefSeq and is a predicted model, not a curated record. The transcript is spliced from 6 exons.
AUGCAAGUGCCUACUGCCAUCACAGUUCUCCUUUGGGCCGCCGCAUCUUAUAUCGUUUACGCUAUUAUCGCUAAUUUCCUUAUCUCUCGUCGCAAUGCAGCCAAGGCACUGAAACUCAAGUGUGAAGAGCCUCCGUUUGAAAACAAUCGCUGGCCACUCGGCAUCGACAGUUUACUGCGCGCACUUGCCGCGGAUAGAGCGCACCAUUUCCCUGAAGAUUUGAUUAAGCGUUUCGAGGACCUGGGUACGAAUACUUAUAGGUAUCAGGUUCUUGGAGCGGUAAACAUUCGUACUGCAGACCCUAAAAACAUCCAAGCUAUUCUCGCAAAUCAGUUCUCUGACUUUGAUGUGGGACCAACAAGGCGUCUGACCUUCCUCCCGAUGCUGGGUAAUGGCAUCUUCACGGCAGAUGGAGCCCAUUGGAAGCACUCUCGGGCUAUUAUACGUCCCCAGUUCACGAGAGACCAGGUCAGCGAUCUAAACUUGGAAGAAACACAUGUCCAGAACAUGAUGAGGCUGUUGGAACCCAAGAUAGGAGCGGAUGGCUGGAUUGAGCAGAUUGACCUUUUACCCUAUUUCUUCCGUCUUACGAUUGACUCAGCCACAGAAUUCCUCUUCGGCGAAUCUGUCAACAGCCAGCUCAGGCUCCUCCCUGAGGAGCAAAGUGCCAAGAUAGGUAGCCCGGGGUCUUUCAACGCUGAGAGGAUGAUGAAGUUCGUAAAGGCCUUUGAAUCCGGUCAAACGGUUCUUGCGGCGCGGACUCGUUUCAUGGAUUCCCCCUGGCUUUAUGACUCAUUAGCAUUCCGCGAUUCAUGCAAGAUUGUUCAUGAGUUUGUUGAUCACUUCGUGAGGCUCGCCUUGUCGAAGGAUCUGCGUAAGAAGGAGCUCGAAAAGGGUAAUGGUACCAAGGAGCAGUACAUCUUCCUCGAGGGCCUGGCUGCUGAAACUCAAAACCCGACUGAGCUACGCCAUGAACUGCUACACCUCUUGCUCGCUGGUCGCGAUACAACUGCCUCGCAUCUCGGCUGGGUCUUCCAUAACCUUUCCCGCGACCCAGCACGCUAUAAGAAGCUACGUGACAUUAUCCUCACCGACUUCGGCACCUACGACCAGCCCAAAGAGAUCACUUUCUCAAAACUCAAGGGUUGCAAGUAUCUCCGAUACGUCAAUGACGAAUCAUUGCGGAUCUACCCCGUCGUGCCCAUAAACGCACGCUAUGCAAACAAAGACACGACACUUCCCCGCGGCGGAGGUAAAGAUGGAAACUCGCCGAUCUUUAUCCCGAAGGGUUCGUCAUGCGAUUUUUCUGUCCACGUUAUGCAUCGACGGAAGGAUAUCUGGGGUCCCGACGCGGACGAGUUUAAACCGGAACGGUGGGAGGGAAGGAAAGUUGGGUGGGAAUAUUUGCCGUUCAACGGAGGUCCGAGAAUUUGUGUCGGCCAGCAAUUUGCGCUGACCGAAGCGAGUUAUGUGACAGUACGGUUGUUGCAACGGUUCGAUAAGAUGGAGAGUUUGGAGAAAGACGCGGUUGUGGGGCACAAUUUGACGUUGAUCAACUGUAUUGCGAACGGCGUCAAGGUUAGGCUGCAUGCUGCAUGA